Messenger RNA from Rotaria sp. Silwood2, 1433 nucleotides. Lineage: Eukaryota; Metazoa; Rotifera; Eurotatoria; Philodinida; Philodinidae. The record is from the annotation of a GenBank genome assembly.
AUGAAUCCAUUUAUUCGUCAAUUAUCAACAUUUGUUCGUGCACUUUCACAAUCUAGUAUUAAAUUAAUAAGUGUUGUACCAAAUGCUCGUUUACCAUUAUUAUCACCAAAUUUGCGUGAAUCUCGUCCAUUAGAAGGAACAGGUGAACAGACAUUUGAACAUGCAUUUAAAUCAUUCCGUGGUCUUUUUUUAUUAACUGGUCAAUAUGAAGCAGCUCGUUAUUUAAUAUUAUCAUAUGGUGAAUGUCUUCGUCAUUAUAUUAUUCCAAAUUUAUCAGGUAAUGGAAAAAUAGCUCGUUAUAAUGCUCGUGAUGCUGUUUGGUGGUGGCUUUAUUCAAUAUCUAAUUGUACAAAUUUAGUUCCAGAUGGAUAUGAAAUUCUUUCAGAUGAAGUAUCACGUUUAUAUCCAACAGAUGGUAGUCCCCGAUACAGGACAGGCCGAAUCAACAAACGCUGGGGUGUUGUCGCAAGUUUUUCGGGGGUUGUUCCGAAUUUUUUUAAUGAGAAUAAAUUUUUUUUUCUAGCAGAACUCAAGAAAAACAUUUCAUUUUCGCUCGGAAAAAACGAAAAUUUUCGAUUAUUGGGGGUUUGUCACAAGCCCCUAGGCGGACCAGCCCUUUAUAUUAUCGUGAUGUUAUCCAUCUCACACUACAGUGCUUUAAGACAACUAUCUACAAAUGUGUAUUGCAUGUAAUAUGAUCUUAUUAUGGGUUAUGCAGUUAAUUAUAUUAGAUAAGGUUGGUAAGAUCUGUUUUUUACAUUUUUUUUCACUUGCAAUCACUUUUUGAAUUUCAAAACAAUCAAUUGAACACGAAGAUAAAAUGGAUUUAAAAACCAUUGAUAAAUUAGCAUUCCUUUAUUUUUUUUAAAUAGGAAAAAUCUGUACAAGUUUUGAGGAAGAAAUGUUACUGAACCUUUUUUAAAAAUUUAAUUGCAUUUGAAUUUUUACAAGAUACUCUCUUGAAUUGGUCAAGUAAAACUACAAACUUUAUUUGGAAAACAACAGUUUUAUCUACAUCGACCUUAAAUGAUUUGGAAGUGUCCCAUUCUUUUAAUGCACUUUGUGUGAGAAAAAGUACUCUAUUCGAUUCAAUUAAUGAGAAAUAAAAAACGAUCUAUUUAAUCAUAGAAAAAAAAAUAGAUGGUAAAUGUUAGUAUGGGCAGUGUAAGCUAAUCGCAUUCUUCUUAUUAAUUACUCAGCAUUUUAUAUUUAUUUUCUUUUUGCUUGAUGUUUCUUCAUUUUGUGAAUCAUAUGAUGAUCAAGCAUCGAAUGAAGUGUUUUUCUCUCUCUUAUAUAUUUGUUUCUUACUAUUUAGAUCCAAAACAAGACUAAUUUAUUAUGUGUUGGAAGAAAAAAUAUUGAUGAUGGUACACGACAAGUACUUAACACUAUUCGUUCAUGCGAAGAAUUAUUGUCUUCGAUUACAUAUCCAA